Messenger RNA from Lepus europaeus (European hare), 948 nucleotides. RefSeq names its product olfactory receptor 6C2-like. Gene Ontology annotation, cellular component: membrane. The coding region runs from base 1 to 948 and encodes 315 amino acids. The record is from RefSeq and is a predicted model, not a curated record. The transcript has a single exon. NCBI's taxonomy places the organism in Eukaryota, Metazoa, Chordata, Mammalia, Lagomorpha, Leporidae. Gene Ontology annotation, biological process: G protein-coupled receptor signaling pathway. Gene Ontology annotation, molecular function: olfactory receptor activity; G protein-coupled receptor activity.
AUGGUAGCUAUGAGAAAUCACACAACAGUAACAACAUUCAUUUUGCUGGGACUCACAGAUGACCCAGAGCUGCAAGUUCUGCUUUUUAUCUUUUUGUUUCUGAUGUACGUUCUGAGCAUAACUGGAAACACGACCAUUAUCGUUCUCACUCUGACAGAUUCCCAUCUUAAAUCACCUAUGUAUUUUUUUCUGCGAAACUUCUCCUUUUUAGAAAUCUCAUUCACAACAGUCUGUGUUCCCAGAUUCCUGUACAGUAUAUCAACUAGGGACAAAACUAUUACUUACAAUGCUUGCGCCAGUCAAAUAUUUUUUAUUGGACUCUUUGGGGCCACGGAGUUUUUCCUGCUGGCCGCCAUGUCCUAUGACCGCUACGUGGCCAUCUGCAAGCCCCUGCACUAUACGACCAUCAUGAACACCAGGGUCUGCCUCAUCCUUGUCCUCUGCUGCUGGAUUUCUGGGUUAGUGAUCAUUAUCACUCCACUUGGUAUGGGCCUCCAGCUGGAAUUCUGUGACUCCAAUACCAUUGAUCAUUUUGGUUGUGAUGCAUCUCCUCUUUUUAAGAUAGCAUGCUCAGACACGUGGUUUAUAGAGCAGACUGUUAUUUUUUGUGCUGUGUUGACUUUCAUCAUCACACUAAUAGGCGUGAUGCUUUCCUACAUAUUUAUUAUAAAAACAAUUCUCAGAUUCCCUUCUGCUCAGCAAAGAAGAAAAGCUUUCUCCACCUGCUCUUCUCACAUGAUUGUGGUUUCCAUCACCUAUGGCAGCUGCAUUUUCAUCUACAUCAAACCUUCAGCCAAAGAAGAAGUGGCCAUAAAUAAAGGGGUAUCUGUGCUCACCACAUCCGUUGCUCCUUUGUUAAACCCAUUUAUUUACACCUUGAGGAACAAGCAGGUAAAACAAGCUUUAGAUAACACGAUCAAAAAAAUUGCAUUUAUCUUAUACAAGUAA